ACCACACGCGAUAUCAUCAAGCCGCAAGCGGACUCCAUCGAGUACGAAGGCAUGGAGCUGAAAAACCGAAUGCGUAUCCUUCUCGGCAGCGACACGAAAGCCGAAAUGGCUCAUGUGCUCCUGUGCGUAAACGGUGUCGGCUCACUGUCCGACCCGUGGAAUUUGCACGGCCUGGCGCACUUUACCGAGCACAUGAUCUUCAUGGGGAGCAAACGAUUCCCCGGGGAGAACGCACUCGACGCUUUCAUUACAAAGCACGGAACGUUCCCAAAUGCCCACACGUACAAGUCGGCGACCUGCUAUUUCUACGACAUCAACCCCGACUACUUAGAGCAGUCGCUCGACAUAUUUGUGGCGGCUUUCGAAGAGCCAGUCAUCGACGAGUCUCACAUCGAUCGGGAGCUUAUUGCCAUUGAUAACGAGUUCCGGGAGUCAUCUGAAGACGACAUGGUCCGUCAAGAAAGGGUCGACGAGAUCACUGCCGACAGCGAGCACGACAACAGCAAAUUCACCAACGGUAACGUCGAGAGUCUCAGAGAGGCGACCUCGCUGAAAAACUUUACGCUGCAGAAUGCCGUGAAGAAAUUCGUCGACGAAUAUUAUUCAGCCAAUCUCAUGAGCGCGGUGAUCGUUUCCCGACACUCGCUCCCGGAGUUGGAGAGACUGGCUGCGGUGGCCCUGUCGUCGCUGGACGAUAAAGGGACCGUGAUGCCCAAAUGGAAAUCGCCUUACACGGAAGAGCAUCUCGGUGUUUUGAUAAAGAUCGUACCCAUCGAAGACAUCACCUCGAUGAGGCUAGUUUUCCCCCUGCCCGACCUCAUUCAGUACUACCGACAAAAACCCGAAACCUAUCUCGCGACGGUGAUAGGCCACGAGGCCGAGGGCAGCCUCUUUUCGUAUCUGCACAAAAAAGGAUGGGUCCUGCAUCUUGAAGCACACACAAAAGACGAAACGCCGGGACUGUCGCUGCUCGAGGUGAAAAUGAAGCUCUCGAAAGAGGGUCUGGGCCACGUCGACGAGAUCAUCACAGCGUUCUUCGAGUACGUUAAAAUGCUCAGGAGAGAAGGCCCGCAACGAUGGUUGUACGAUGAAAUCGCCAAAAUCUACGACAUCAUGUUCCGCUACAAGCAGAAAGUGCCGCAGACCUCUUUCAUGGUUCCGAUCUGCCGCCAUGUGUCCGUCUACCGUUGGAGAGACGUUCUGGCGGGACCGAACUUGUUCUUCGAAUACGACGCGAAGCUGAUCUCAGAAAUCAUGGACUACAUCGUUCCGCCACGCAUGCGGGUGACCCUCGUGUCCUGGGAAUUCAAGAACCAGACCGACAAGGAGGAACACCACUACAGGAUAAAGUUCAGCGUUGAGAGGAUCCGACAGGCCAAGAUCCAGGCUUGGCAGGACCCCAUCAGCAACCCGGCUUUCAAACUGCCCGCGAAAAACGAAUACAUACCGAGAGAUUUUUCUAUGGCCAAGCACGAAGACCACUAUUCUUGCAUACCGAAACUCGUCGUGAAUAAACCGUCUUUCCACAUGUGGUUCAUGCAGGACAAAUCGUUUAACGUUCCUUGGACCGUUGUGCAUCUCAACGUGAGACACCCAAUGAUGACAGCGUCGGCGCUGAAUCACGUCAACCUUGAGAUGCUCAUACGAGUCUACAAGGAUGCUGUUACAGAGUACUUCUACAAUGCCCACCUGGCUGGGUUCAGUUUCGACCUAAGUCAUCAGAACGGCGGUAUCGGUCUGCAACUCGAAGGUCACCAUUCCCAAGUGCACUACUUGCUCCGAGAUUAUCUGGGACGAUUCGGUGGCUUUAGAGUUGACGCACGGCGAGAAGAAUUCGACCGUUUGAAACUGGCUUACGAAAACGAACUCCGGGUAGCGAUCAGCGAUCGGCAGGUGGCGCUACAAAAAGUCGGACGAUUCAUGGAACCGUAUCUUUUGGAAAACUACUUCACGUUUGAGGAGCGUCUCGACGCUCUCUCCAACUGUACGAUUGAAAGUGCCCAGGAGUUUUUACACAUCUUGAAGAAGGAGUCGACCGUCGAAGCUUUCGUUUACGGCAACACAGUGUCCACGGAGGCAUUUAAUAUGUCUCGAACGAUCAUGAAAACUUUCGGACAGGGUGGUCUCACUUUCGCUGACACCCAAACGUUCCGACAUCGACGGCUGAGACGUGGAGUCGCUUACCGUCAGCAACGGAUUGAUCCGCAACUAUCGACAAAUUGCCUGUACAUGGUGGUCGAGGUGGACCGUGAAGGAGUCACUGAAGAUCGAUUGGCUGCAUUGACCACCCUGUUCUCCAGGUUGAUAAGGGAGCCUCUGUUCAAUGUGAUCCGAACAACGGAGCAACUCGCGUACAUGGUGCAGGCACCGGAGAAACGUCAGCGCGGAUCUCUCGGUCUGAUAUUCUACAUAGUGACGAUACACAGCGUCAGCUACGUGGAGGAACGUCUGGCGGAGUUCUUGCGGAAUUACGUUCGCAAGUUUCUCAACGAGCUGACCGACGCGGUUCUUGAAGAGCAGCGCGGAGCAGCGAUCAAACAGAAACUCAUCAAACCUCAGAAGAUUGAGAUCAGUUCUACAUCUUACUGGGGCGAGAUGGUAGAGCAGACUUAUCUGUUGCAACGCAACUCGAAGGAAGCUGAAGCUUUAAGGUCCAUCACGAAGAAAGACCUCGAGGACUUCUAUGAGCGAUUCUUCGUCAAUCCCAACACAACUACAACUUACGUACUCUAUGUGUCCAAAGAACCGGUGAAAAGUAAUGUGAAAUGGUCACGACAAGACUACUUGGUGGACUCGGUGGAGGCAUUCCAACAAGACCACGAUUUUUAUACAUUUGAGAAGGAUUUGUCCGUUGUUCGCAUGGGCCCUUGAACUUGAGCGGCGGUGAAACUGCGAAACUUCGACGGCAACGUCGACGGCGGCCGAGAGUUCCCACAGUGUUCGUACGGGUCGAGGAUCGAUCGCUGCAGAGAAAACAUAUCGCAUCUAUUUUCUCCACUAAAAUUGAGGGGAGCUCCUGUUGAAGAGCGAAUCUCAAUUCAGCUGAAUACGCGCUCGUCCCCGCCGUGCACACGCUGCCUGAUGUAAAAUAUACUGAUUGUGAGCAAAAAAAAAAGAUCGAGACUACUGGAAUGAAAUAAAAAGGGAAGAAGUUCG
Galendromus occidentalis (western predatory mite) is the source of this 3156-nucleotide messenger RNA. Its product is annotated as insulin-degrading enzyme. The record is from RefSeq and is a predicted model, not a curated record. The transcript is spliced from 5 exons. Gene Ontology annotation, molecular function: metal ion binding. The coding region runs from base 52 to 2871 and encodes 939 amino acids. Lineage: Eukaryota; Metazoa; Arthropoda; Arachnida; Mesostigmata; Phytoseiidae.